CGAAAAUUGACCAGCGUUGGGCGAGCUGUUUUCUUUCAGAACCUGGAAAACCUCCAGUGCGUGACAAGAAUGCCAGGUCCAUUAGGACGUCCCGAUAGUAGCUAUCGUUUCUAGUAUCUGAAGGGGCAGGGCCCCGCUGCAGCAGCUAUGGGCCUCCCAGCAGCGGAGCUGCUGCUGAAACAGUUCUUACGGGCGGGAGAUGAGAUCGUGAACAAGACCUCUCCACAGGAGAACCUGGUUGCGCUGCUGUCAGAGCCGCGCUUCGGCCGCUGCCUUACCUCGCUGCGGCUGCUGGUGCGGCACCAGUUGCCGCUGCUGGUGAAGCAGCUGGACGGAUGGCGCAGCAGCACACACAGCGCGCUGUCGCGCAUGCCGGAGAAGACGGAGCGGGAGCGCAUGCUGGUGUUUAGCAAGCGGGCCGCCAUGGAAGUGGUGUACUUCGAGGCGGCGCUGCAGCUGCUGGACUGCUACUGCGACGACUUCCUGGACAGCCCCGAGUUCGUGGCCUACUACGAUGGACUGCAGCAGAUUGCGUUCCGCUGGCUGCUGGUGGCCGACGACCUGUUCUCCACCCUGGACCUGUCGGCGCUGAACCGGGUGGUGGUGGGGCUGGCGGGCCGGGUGCUGGGUGCCGUCAGCCGCAAGAUCAGCCUCAGCCACGUCGUGGAGCCCUUCCUAAAGGCUCUCACGGACCGCAUCAACCCCAAGAAGGACGCCAGCGGCAACAAGCCCAACUACGACGUGCUGCGGGCGCAGAUUGUGCGGCUGGCCAGCGGCAUGCGGCACGUGGUGCUGUCCUUCGACACGGAGGAGUCGGUGCGCGAGGCGGUGGCGUUCCUGAGGCGGGCGCACCCACUGGCGCACACGGCGCCCAUCAAGAAGAGCCAGAUCCACCACGCGCUGUGCGACAUGCUGGCCUGCAUCCUGCUGCCGCUGGUGCGCUCCGACGCGCCGCAGCGGGCCGCCGCCGUGCUGGGGCUGCCGGCGCUGGAGGGCUGGUACGCGGCAGUCAUGACCUUGCGCAACGACAUCACCACCUGGAUGAACAAACACGCCAAGCACAUCAACGACGGCUACCCUCUGUCCACGGUGCUGGUGUGCCUGGCCAGCGACCGCGACUACAGCGCCAACAUAGACUCGGCCGCAGACUUCCUGCACAAGGGGCUCAAGGUGAAGGAGGCCCGCGCCGUGUGUGUGCGCUGCCUGGUGGUGCUGGCCUGCUCCUACCUGUCCCGCUACGGCGCGCACAUCAUAAAGCACGAGCUGUUCAAGUGGCUGGGGCGGCUGCUGGCGCCCGUGACGGCGCUGGCCAAGAAGGGAGGACUCACCAUCGCCGAGAUGCUGGACGUGAUCGCGCCCAUUGCGGAGCUCUCGCCCGAGUUCGCGGUGCAGGCGCUGGUGCUGGAGCUGCUGCAGAGCGAGGUGCCUGACUGCGUGCUGGCGGGGCUCAAGGCGCUGCAAGGCCUGGUUCUGACGGCGCCCUCCAUCUCCGCGGCCGCGGCGGCGACGUCCGCGACAGCCGCGGGUCAGCCGGGGCAGCCAGCCCACCAGCGUACCACCAUGCAACACACCGCCGCGAGCUACUCUACGGGCGCGCUGGGCGCCGGCGGCGGCAGCACCGGCGGCGGCCUGCCCGCCAGCGGCAGCAGCUCCGGCCUGCAGGGCCUGCUGCGCCGCACGCACACGCCCUCUUUCGGCGGCCUGGGCCUCGCCAUCGGCAACGGCGGCGGCGCAUCCGCCGCCGCCGCCGCGGCUGCGGCCGCAGGCCCCACCGUAAGCGCCGCUGCAGGCGGUCCCACCACCGCCGCCUCUUGGGCCGCGGCGCACGGCGCCGCAAUCGACUUGCUGCGCCGCGGCGUGCACCCGCUAGAGGUGCUGGGAGUGUCGGCACACCUGCCGCGCAUCAACGCGGCGCUGGGCAAGCUGCUGGAGGGCUGGCACCCCGCGUACGGCAGCUACGUGCUGUACGGCGGCGUGGAUCCGAACUGGAAGGAGAAGGCGGGCGGGCUGCCGCUGCUGGUGGCGCUGGUGCGGCUGCUGCCGUACCUGCGGCCGGACACGUGGACGACACGCGUGCGGCCGCUGGACGUGCUGCCUAGCUACACGGCGCACGUGGAGGGGUCCAUGCGGGCGGCGGCGGUGGACGCGCUGGCCGGCCUCAUGCGCGGCAGCCCGCACCUGCGCAACGGGCUGUGCUGCACCUUCGCCGCGUUCACCUGCAGCCUGCCAGACGACGCCGUGCAGAUCACGCGCGACUCCCAGGCGCUGCUGCGGCAGCUGAUGGAGCUGUGGGGCGGCCUGCUGGCGGAGCGCGCGGCGGGCGACGCACCCGAGCUGAGCGCCGCGGGCGGCGAGGCGCUGUCGCUGGACGUGGCGCGGCUGGAGGGCUGCGGGCUGGUGUGCCUGGCCAGCCACGACGAGGCCGUCAGGCGGGAGGCGCUGCAGUCGCUGGCGCUGGUGCGCACGCUGCACCAGGCCGUGCUGGCCGCCGCGCCCUACGAGGCGCCGCCGCCACUGGCGCUCGCGCUGAUCAAGGGCGGGCCCGGCGCCACCAGCGGCGGCGGCAGCCUCACCGCCUCGGCACGCAACCUCAGCAACGGCGGCCUGUCGAACUCGGCGGGCGGCGCGGCGACGGGGCCGGCGGCGGCGCGCGUGGCCACGGCGCACGGGCACGGCCGCAGCGCCAGCCGUGAGAGCCUGGACAUUCUGGAGGGCGGCACGCCCGGCGCUGUUGCGGCGAACGGGAGAGGCAUGCUGUCGGAUGCAGUCGACGGCGGUGGCGGUAGCGGCGGCGGCGGGGACUCCGGCCCGCCGCCGACCUAUGUGAUUGAGUUGAUUGAGGAGAGCGGGCCGGCGCUGCUGCGGGCGACGUACUGGGACUUCGGCGACUGGUCGGACCUGUGGCGCCUGUACAAGGAGGUGCCGGGGCACGUGGCCUUCGAGGACGUGCUGGUGGCUCCCGCGCGCGCCGGCGACGACCUGCCGCGGGUGCGGCUGGCGCGCAGCCUGCUGGAGCUGAUGGCGCUGGCGGUGCGGCUCACGCCGGCGGCGGCGGGCGUGGCGGGCUGCGAGCUGGUGGUGCGGCUGACGCGCAUGCUGGGCCGCGUGGACGGCAAGCUGGUGCUGCUGCCAGACUACGUCGACACGGUCAAGCGGGAUGCCUGGCGCAACGUGAGCGCCGCGGCGUGUGUGGUGCCGCAAGCGCUGAGGGAUAAGACCCUGGAGCGACUGGGCAAACCGCGGCCGCCCAUCACCAUGCGCGACGUGGUGCGCAUGCACCUGGCCAUCGUGACGGGCUCCAGCGCCAGCAUUGGCGGCGGCCCCGUGCCGCCCACCAUGCAGCUGUGCAGCACCAUGGCGCUGGGCCACGUGUCGCCCGACCUGUACGGCGUGUUGCUGGAGGAGCUGGCGCCCUACUGCGACGAGUUCAUGGCCUCGGGCCGGGCGGCGGGCGGCGGCGGCAGCAAGAGCAGCAAGGCCAAGGGGCGCGCGGACGAGCUGCGGCGCACCGUGUCGCACGUGUUCAGGGUGCUGUCGGAGCGCGUUCCUGCCGAGGUGCUGGCGGCGCACCCGCUGCUGCGCUCCCGGCUGGUGGAGUUCCUGCGCGACACCUACACGCACCUGCGGCCGCACGCCAUCAGCAGCGACGCCUUCUGGGAGUCGGCGCAGGUGGCCUACGCGCUGACGGCAGCAAUCCGCCACGUCGCGGUGCCGCUGCGGCCGCUGCUCAGCCAGACCAUCACCGUCGCGGGCGCGCCCGGGGCCGGCGGGCCGUCGGCGCUUGCGCGCGACUCCCAGGGCCGCGCCGCCGGCGACACGGCGCCGGCCACCACGACGCUGCGCAAGAUGCUGUGGGAGAUGCUGCUGGUGUGGACGGAGGAGGCGUACAUCCUGCUCAAGGACAUCAAGGGGCUGGUCGCGGCGCUGCCCCAGGGCGCGGACGCCGCCGCUGCCAUCCGGCAGUCCAAGGAAUCCAACUACAGCCGCGCAGUAGCCAUGGGCAUAAACGCCGCCAUAUCCAAGCACAAGGAGCCUCCUGAGGGCCUGCGCGAGGAGUUGCACCUGGCGGCGCACUACAUCAACCACUCCACACGACUGGCCAUGGCGGCACUGGUGGAGGGCCCGGUGUUCGACAACGACACGCGCUGGCCGCAGGGCUCGGUCUUCACCUGGAUCGACAAGCUGCUGGCCGUAGGCGGCGGCCGGCCCGAGCCGCCCGCCACCAUGUCGGGCGGGCACCAGAUGGCGGGCCCGCGCCGCCGCGACGUGGGCUGCCGUGCGCUGCGCGCGCUGCUCACACACAACCCGGAGCUGUUCGACGCCUGUCUCAACAAGUGCUACGACUCCAGCCUGGCCAUUGCGAACGGGUACUUCCAGGUGAUGACGGAGGUGUAUGCGCUGUACCCGGGCGUGCGCUGCCCGCCGCACGUGAUGCUGGCGCUCAUACUGGUCAAGAUGGUGGACAGCCUGGCAGAGGUGCGCGAGGACGCGCUGCACAUGCUGCACGUGCUGUCGCUGCGCGAGUGGCAGCAGCCCGCGGCGGCGCCGCUGCCGGCCAGUGUGGAGCUGCUGGGCGCCGGCGGCGCGGGCUCGGGUGCGGACGGCAGCGAGGCGGGCGGCGGCGCGGCGUCCGAGGAGCAGGCGCCUGUGGUGGUGGGCGGGCUGCAGGACUCGUACCAGCAGUUCCAGUACCUGCUAUCAUGCAAGCUGGCCAGGGACCACCCCGAGCUGUCCGAGGCGCUGUGCGAGGAGCUGAUGACGCGGCAGCUGGAGUGCGAGGAGGCGGCCAUCCAGCACCCCGUGCUCACCAGCCUGGCGCCCUGGAUGGAGAACCUGGUCAUCAGCUUCCCCUGGCGCGGCAACUGGAGCGAGCGGCUGCUCAAGAGCCAGUACUACGUGACACUGCGGCACGGCGGCGCCUUCCCCUUCGAGGUGGAGCGGCUGUGGACGCAGCUGGCGCGGCGCACGCGCAACAUCAACCCCAUCCUGGACUUCCUGCUGCACCUGGGCAUGGCCACAGCGCUGCAGACUGACCUGCAGGCGAUGCUGGAGUUCUUCGGCGUCGCCAAGCGCAUCGUGCUCUUCCUGGCGCGCGUGUCGCCCGCCGAGACCCUGGGCUACCUGGCUAUUGAGCUAGCCAAGCAGCAGCAGGAGGAGGAGCCGGGAGGCAGCGGCGGGGCGGAGGCGGCGGGCGGCGCGGAGCGCCGGCUGGCCGGGCGUGGCGGCUGGGGCGGCCCGGCGGCGGUGCUGGCGGCGGUGCCGCUGGUGUUUGGGACGUCGCUGGACUGCAUGGUCGCAGGAGACGAGCGCCUGCUCGCGGCCUCCUACGAGUCCGUGGCCUCCGCCUCCAACCAGUCAGCCGCCAGCAGCAGCCACCCGCACCACUCCCACCAGCAGCACUACCCGCACGGCUACGACGCCGGCGGCGCCGGCAGCCGCGGCAACAAAAGCAUGGACCUGGCGAGCGGUGGCGGCGGCGGCGUGAUGCGGGCCAUGAGCGGCCGGUCGGACGCGAGCGGCAGUAGCCGGUCGGAUGCUAACGGAGGUGGUGGUGGCGGGCCGCCGUCGUCUGUGGCAGACAGCGCCAUGACGCACCACCACGCCGGCCAGCUGCGCGGCGGAGGGUCGGAUUACCGCAUCCGGCUGCCGGAUGACGGCAGCAGCCACGGCGGCGACGGCCGGCCCUCACCAACCCGCCCGUCGCGGGCGCAGUCGGCGGGCGGCGGCGGGCUGGCGGGCAACAGGGCGCUGCUGACACGCCCCGAGCUGGUGCUGUGCUGCCUGGCCGAGGUGGUUCUGGAGCACGAGGUGGACCCGCAGCACCUGCCGCUGCUGCUGCACGUGGCGGUCACGGCGGGGGACCACGAGGAGCCGGUGGUGGCGGCGCACGCGCAGCAGCUCGUCAUCAACCUGCUGUACAGCCUAUCGGCCAAGUACGGAGUGGAGGGUGGAGCGGACGCGGCUGCCGCCGCAGCCAACGGCGCGGGCGGGCCGCACAGCCACGGCCACGGCCACAACGCCCACCACGGGCACGGCCACGGCGCCAGCGGCGGCACCGCGCCUGGCUCCGGCCUGAGCCCCGCCGCUGCUGCGGCUCAGCUCGCCAUGGUCGGCUCCCUAGUCCGCUACCUGCAGUCGCUUCGGGGCCGGCGGAUGUGGCCGUGGGAGGAGUUCCGGUUGGCAGGGCCGGCCGCGGUGGCGGCCGUGGCCGCAGCCUGCGGCGGCGCCGCCGACGGCCAGCUGACGCCGAGCUCCGGUGCGCUGGGGUUGCUCACGGUGUCGGUGGUGGAGGCGCUGUCAUGCGAGGAAGACCUGGGCAUGGAGUGGGCCGCGCGCGCGCUGGACUGGGCGCAGCACGCGCGCAGCAGGCACGCCGCAUGCCGCUCCUGGCAGGUGCUGCGCGCGCUGCGGCCGCCGCUCAAGGCAGACCUGGCGGCGGCGCUGGUGCUCAGCCUGGAGGCCUGCUUCGCCGCCGGAGGCGGCGCCGGAGGCGGCGCCGCCGGCCCUGGCGGCGGCGUCGCCGCCGUGCCGGCCGGACCCGGGUACCUGCUGUCCGGAGGGGCAGGCGGUGGAGGUGCCGGUGGUGGAGGCAGCUUGGCCGGGUGCGAGGUGGCGGUGGAGGUGAUCUCCACCACGCGCGUGCUGGUGGCGGCGCUGCCGCCUGGGCGGCUGGUGCUGUACCCGCAGCUGUGGUGGUCAGCACUGGCGCUGCUGCACUCGCCGCACGUGGCCGUGUAUCGUGCCGCCCUGGGGCUGCUCAGCACCUGCCUGGGCCCCGCCACUGCCAGCUCGGGGCUGCACCCGCACGCCAACGGCUACGCGAUAACGUACGGCGGCGCCGGUGGCGGCUGGCACGGGAUGGGGCACGCGCAGCAGCAGCAGCCGCAGUUGAGGCUGUCGGCGGCCAAGGUGCAGGCGGUGCUGCUGGCGGCGGCGCCGGGGCUCAGCGCGGGCCAGCUGCUGGCGGCGAGCCACGCGGCGGCGCUGCAGGACGGCGGAGCGGACGACGCGGACCCCUGGGUGUUGGGCCACCACCUGCUCAAUGUGCGGGAGGGGGCGUCGCCCUACGGCAGCCUGGCGGUGCAGCAGCUGCUGCUCCGCGGCCUGACGCACCCGCUGACGGUGGUGCCAAGCCUGCAGCUGCUGGCGGCGCUGGGAGACGCCCUGGCCCACCAGGCACAGAUGCUGCUCGCGCGCGCCGGUCCCGGCCACCACCACCCACUCCACCACGCCGCCUCCGCCAUGCUCGCCUCCUCCGCCUCCCAGCGCGACGUUGACGGCCCUGACCAGGGCACCUACGACACUGCCGCCGGCGGCGAAGCCGCCGGCGACGGCCGCGGAGCGGGCCGCGGCGGCGCCACCGUCGCCUCUGGUGGCGUGGUGCCUCACACCGACUCGCUGCGCAAGCACCGCGCGCUGAAGCUUGACUCAUUCCAAACGCUGCUGGGCAGCUGCCGCAGCCAGCUGUUCGUGUCGCUGAUGGGGCUCCUGCCGCUGGUGCUGGCGCUGCACGGCGGCGGACCCGCCGGCGGCGAGGACGUCGCCACGUUGGCGGCAGGGCUGGCGCCGUCCGGCAGCGGCGGAGGCGCUGGCGGAGGAGGUGGAGGUGGCAGCAUGGCGGCUUCGUCCGUGGGCAUGCACACCAGCGGUGGAGGCGGCGCCGUGCGCGCGAGCGGCUCCCGGCCUGGCGGUGGAGGCGGUGCGGCCGGCGGCGCGGCGGGCGCCGGCGGGCUGGCUUCUGCGUUUGGACUUGGAUUUGGAUCCGGCGGCGAGCUGUCGGUGGAUCCGGAGGAAUUGGAUUCCGCCAUCGCGCAGGCGGUGGCAACGCUGGGCCGUACGGCGGCGGCGCUGGGCAUGCCCGACAUCAGCUCCCACCUGCAGGCUCUUGCCUCGCCGUCGGUGUGUCACGAUCCCGACCAGGUGGAGUCGGUGACGACGGCGCUGUUGGGCCAGCUGGCGAGCUGCUUGUUCCCGCGCUACGCGCGCUGGUUCCUGCACCACGUCACUGACCUGCUUCUGGGCGGCAUUGGCGCGCCCGCGCCGUCCGCGUCGGCGUCCGCUGGCGGGCUGGGCGGUGCGGUGGGGGCCGGCGGCAGCAUGGGCGGCUUCGGGUACGGCUACGCGGCUGGCAUGGCUGGCGGCGCGACCACGGCGGCGGCGGUGAUGGCGGCGUCGUCUGCCGCGACGGCUGGCGGCGGCCUGCCGCCAGCGCCGCGGCAGGUGCGGACCGGGCUGCUGCUGCUGCGCUGCUUGUUCCGUGUGGAGGGGCUGCGGCUGGGCCCGGCGGCGGCGGCGCUGGUGGCUGACGGCGCGGUGCUGGCGCCGGUGGUGGCGCUCAGCGGCGGGCCGCUGGCGGCGGCGGCGCUGGACACCAUGGCCGCCGCCAUGACGUACUGCAGUACGGAGGCCUUCCAGGCAGACCUGGCGGCGGCCGCCGCAGCCGCGUCAGCCGCGGCUGCGUCCAGCGGCGGCGGGUCCGGCAUCGGCAGUGGCGGCGCCGGCAGUGCGGCGGCGGCGGUGGCGGCUGCAACGGCGGCGAUGGUGAUGCCGCGCACGCUGUUCCCGCCGCCAACGCUGGUUGCGGCAUCGCUGAAAAAGGUGGUGGACACGUUGGGCAGCAGUCUGCGGCGGCGCAACAAGGCGGUUCGGCUCAUGCCGUUCCUGGGGAGCGCACCUGCAUACGGAGACUGAUGACGGGGUGGUGCUUGGGUGAGCUGCAAGGGGCAAGGGAAGGAAGCAUGUGUGGUGGGGAGCUUAGCGGGUGGUGGAGCAUAGCGCUGGGCAACGAAACGGAAUGAGCGGGCAGGACACUAGAUAGGCGGAGGCAGGUGGCUGGUGUCGACGGUGCGCACGCACAGGGUGACGCUGACAUGUCAAGAUGGGGACAACGAGUGCAGCCUAACGAACCAGCUUUCUGCGCGAGGCGUUGAUAUUCGAUUAGGACUUUGCAGUGUUACAUAGACGGCAGGAUACCUAGGCUUAGCAGUGCAUUGAACUGGAGGUGCAAGGGAAACGGGGGUUGACCGCGCAUUCUAUGUUGAGUAGUCAGCUGAGAUGUGAGGGUGCGGCGCAGAGGAGUACAACGGCGUUUGGCAAACCCAGCAGAGUUAGGUACGCCGUCGGAGUGGUGAAGUGCCUAGUACCAUACCACACGGCACCGGCCAGGCGGGUGUAGGUCUUCCAGAUUGACGGGUGCAACGCAGGUAUGGGGGGCCACGCAGUGUUCACUGCAACAGGGGAUGCGCUCGACUGGCCCGACGACGCGUUCCUACCUUGGUUCCUGGGUUCCGUGGAGCUUGCGACUAGCCUUUGAGAGGGUGACCAGCAGGCAUGGCUACGCGAGGGGUGUCACAACGCCUUAGCCUGCCACAGCAGCCUGUACUUGGGGUUUGGGGCCGCAUCAUGGGGGCGCACCGUCGCAAGUAUGUG
This is a messenger RNA of Chlamydomonas reinhardtii, 9429 nucleotides long. RefSeq lists its product as uncharacterized. The transcript has 37 exons. NCBI's taxonomy places the organism in Eukaryota, Viridiplantae, Chlorophyta, Chlorophyceae, Chlamydomonadales, Chlamydomonadaceae. Gene Ontology annotation, cellular component: site of polarized growth; cell cortex. Bases 148 to 8691 code for a protein of 2847 amino acids. Gene Ontology annotation, biological process: cell morphogenesis. The record is from RefSeq and is a predicted model, not a curated record.